GAAAAGUGUAUACUAUUUAUUGAGAAAAUGUUGACGCAAUCAGAAGCCAGAGAUCUGUGCAAAUCUGAAGACCUAAGAAACAAUCGAACCAUUGAUUUGUUAUCAAUUCAUUCAAUUGAAGAGCAAAACUUUGUCAACGAUUAUCUGACAAAAUUGAAUGUUGAGGACACUGUUUGGUUAGAUUUGAUGCGUUUAGAUAAAGACGGCAAAGAGUUUAACUCAUUUGUAACCACCGAUGGAGAACAACCAUUGUUUGAAAACUGGGCCAUUAAUAAGCCUACCGGUGAUGUAAAAAAACGAUGUGUCCAAAUGAGAGGACCCAUUGAAUUAAAAGACAAAAAUACUGUCGAAACAAAUGUUGAAUCCAAGAUGUUUUCAAUAGGAAAAUGGGAAGACGUUGUCUGCUAUAAGAAAAAUACGAUUUUAUGUCAAAAGUUUGUUGAAUGGGAUUCAUUGACUCUUCAGAAGACAAUUCUAAAGACAAAAAAUCAAUUGAAUUAUCUUUCAAAAGCAUAUAAUGACAUCAGAUUAAGAGCUGGCGAUUUAAAUCAACAAAAAUUAAAACUAAUUGAAGACGACUUAAGAGCUUUUGAUGAAAAAAAUCAUUUUCUUGAGUCAAAACUUGAGGUCAUUAACAACAAGACAGAUGUGGCGCUCAGAGAUAUGGCAGCCAAUGAAUACUAUAUUAGAGAGAUCAUAGAUAAUCCAGUUCCCAUUGGCUUUGUCUAUGUUCAACUCCCGGGCCAACCGGAACCGGGUGUUAUUUGGCCGACACUGCAGUGGACUAACAUAAGUAGCGAAUACAGUGGACUAUUCUUUCGUGUGAUUGGCAACGAUUCGGAACCAUUUGAGACCAUACAGACAGACCACUCGCCCAGAAUCGCUGCAAUUGUCACACAAGUAAAGCCAAAGCCGGGUAUUACUCGCAAUUAUAACGAACAGAUCAGACCUAAUGAUAAAUGGAGUCCUCCUCUGUAUACCGGUUCCGAUGGCGGCGAUAAUAACUAUUAUAUUUCAUUUAAAAUGUUUUCCGGUGAAGUCAGGCCUAAAAAUACAGCUAUUUAUAUCUGGAAACGCACUAAAUAA
Messenger RNA from Oppia nitens, 1086 nucleotides. RefSeq lists its product as uncharacterized. The transcript is spliced from 2 exons. The record is from RefSeq and is a predicted model, not a curated record. Bases 28 to 1086 code for a protein of 352 amino acids. Lineage: Eukaryota; Metazoa; Arthropoda; Arachnida; Sarcoptiformes; Oppiidae.